CACUCUUCCAUCUUCUUUAAGUAGCCCCCCAACCCCUCUCUCUCUCUCUUCAUCUCUUCAUCACCUCCACUCCAAAACAUCCUUCUUCCACCACCACAACCACGACUGUAGUAUUAAAAUAUGUCUCUACUCUUCUUUUUCUUCUUGAUUAUCUUAUUCCUGUUUGAUCCCUCUGCAUGUGCUUCCUCCCCAGCUGCUGCACAAACACAAACACUAGACAUAAAGCCCCAAUACUACAAUCCCAAGCUCCCACUCAGAACUCUCUCUUCUUCCAAGAAAUAUGAGGGUUCAUCGGAUCUCAUUAACCUUCGCUACCACAUGGGACCCGUACUCUCCUCCCCGAUCAACAUCUACCUCAUCUGGUACGGCAAAUGGGCACCCACCCAGCAACUCCUCAUCAAGGACUUCCUCCUCUCCAUCUCCACCACCAACCACCGCGCCGCCCCCUCCCCCUCCGUCUCCGACUGGUGGCGCACAGUCUCCCUCUACACUGACCAGACCGGCUCCAAUAUCUCCCGCUCCGUUCUCAUCGCCGGCGAAUAUUCCGACCACCGCUACUCCCACGGCACCCAUCUCACCCGCCUCUCCAUCCAGCAAGUCAUCGCCUCCGCCGUCCGAUCCAAACCCUUCCCCGUCGAUCACAAGAACGGGAUCUACCUCGUCCUUACUUCCGUGGACGUCACCAUGCAGGAUUUCUGCCGCGCCGUUUGCGGCUUCCACUACUUCACUUUCCCAUCCAUGGUCGGCUACACUCUACCCUACGCCUGGGUGGGCAAUUCGGGUAAGCAAUGCCCCGAAGUCUGUGCUUACCCGUUUGCUGUCCCGGGUUACAUGGCGGGCGGUGGCCCGGGUGCUCUGUCUCCUCCCAAUUUAGAUGUGGGCGUAGACGGCAUGAUCAGCGUCAUAGCUCACGAGCUUGCGGAACUUUCUUCAAACCCCUUGAUUAAUGCGUGGUAUGCGGGUGAGGACCCGACCGCGCCGACUGAGAUUGGGGAUUUGUGUGAAGGCCUGUAUGGAACGGGUGGUGGAGGCGGGUACAUAGGGCAGGUGAUGAAGGACAUGGCGGGUCGGACUUUUAAUUUAAACGGCAGAAGGGGUAGAAAAUUUUUGGUGCAGUGGAUUUGGAGCCCCGUCUUGAAGGCUUGUGCUGGUCCCAAUGCUUUGGACUAGAACACAAAAAAUUAAAUUAAAUUAAAAUUUAAACAUUUUUUCUUCUUCCACUUUUCUGUAUUUUUUUUUUAAGUCAAUAAAUUUUUAGUAUGUUGA
Camellia sinensis is the source of this 1266-nucleotide messenger RNA. Its product is annotated as protein EXORDIUM-like 5. NCBI's taxonomy places the organism in Eukaryota, Viridiplantae, Streptophyta, Magnoliopsida, Ericales, Theaceae. The record is from RefSeq and is a predicted model, not a curated record.